Messenger RNA from Cydia strobilella, 3144 nucleotides. Its product is annotated as nicotinamide riboside kinase 1. The coding region runs from base 315 to 926 and encodes 203 amino acids. The record is from RefSeq and is a predicted model, not a curated record. Gene Ontology annotation, cellular component: cytoplasm. Gene Ontology annotation, molecular function: ATP binding; ribosylnicotinamide kinase activity. Lineage: Eukaryota; Metazoa; Arthropoda; Insecta; Lepidoptera; Tortricidae. The transcript has 5 exons.
GGCCGCGCACUGCGCCGUGCAUGGCGCAUGGGCGAAUUGAGUGACGCGGCGCUGGGCCGGGGUGUCCUGACCACAGUUGGGGCGUUGUUUCUGCUAUUCUUACUCUGGGUCAACAGUUACUACUUUAUUGACGAAGAACUCGUCAUUCACGCGUGGCUGCCGAAUCCACAGUGGGCGCUUUUAUUUUGCGCUAUCUGGGGGCUCUGUUUCGUCGGCGGCCUCAUGGCCUACACACUCUACCACUUGCGACCCUACCUCUAAUCGUCAAACACCUACAACUCACACAAAUAUGUACUAAAUUGAAAUAUAUUACCAUGGAGGUUGCAAAUAGAGAUCAAUGGAUCGUGAUCGGGAUUUCGGGCGUCACCUGCGGUGGAAAAACUACGUUCGCCAACAAGCUCGCUCAAACUCUAACGCCGGUGUAUCUGUUCAAUCAGGACACUUAUUUCUAUCCGGAUGACAGUCCACACCACGUGCGCGUCGAGGGCAUGGAGCACAACAACUACGACAUACUGUCGUCGCUGGACAUGAAGAGCAUGUUCGCGGACAUAUUGGCGACGAUGCGCGGCGAAGACAAGGCGCAGUACAGCUCGAGCGAGCGCGGCGCGCGCACCGCGGCGGAAGGGAAGAAGUUCCUCAUCGCUGAGGGGUUCACCGUGCUCAAUUAUAAGCCGAUACUGGACCUAUGCGACCUGAAGUACUAUUUCGUACUGGAGUUCGGCGAGUGCUUCGCGCGGCGCUCGCUGCGGCUGUACGACCCGCCCGACGUCCCCGGCUACUUCGAGCGGUGCGUGUGGCCCGAGCACUUGAAGUACCGUGCCGAGAUCGAGCGCAACUCUUCAAUACGCCUGUUGGACGGCAAGGUGCCGGACCCGAUACGGAUCGUGCUAGCGGACCUGCAGCGGCUCGGCCUCUCCGCCUCCUAGCGCGACCUCCCCACCACUUAUUACCGUCUCACCGUAUUGUUACCUAUAUGGAGUAAUUUUAUGUAAGUUGUACACUACACUUUUUUAAUUUGGAAUUUUUUGUUGUUUCUACUCAGAAUCAGAUGCUUUUAUGAUCCCUAUUGGAGAAAAGAAGUGUCCCAAGAUUUUUAUUUCCAUUCCGUUACCAUUUUUCAUAGACUGUUUGACGGUAACGAAAUGGAAGGAACGAAAAAUUAAUGGAUAUUUUGGGAGACUUUUUUGCUCCUAUUAGGAUCAAAACAGCAAAUGAGCUAGGUAAUGAGCGUUCGUCAAAGGAUGGUGCUAAACUCCAGUACCGACUAUAUUUAGUUGUGUGGAAAGUAUAGUAUCGCGCAAAAUUAAGUGUGAGCCAGUUGAAUCUUGAAUCAGUGUUAGGUAUUUAUGUGUUUGUUUAAUCAAGAUGUUUUCUGCUCUGCAGUUUUAUAUGAUUAUACAUAUAAGAAUAUUUACUAAGCACUGUUGAUGGUGGUCUUUUGUGUAGUUGGUGCAUCUUGAGUUACUAAUAUUUCCAUCAAACUAAUAGGUGAUAUCUUCUGAGAUGAAUAAUUAAAAAGGAAAUGUAGUAUCUGCCCGUAUUAUAUAUAGUAAAAUAUUACUUACACAAACUUAACUUCAGUGCCUUUGUAAUGUUUCGUAAAUAAUUAUAGAUAGUGUUUUACCUAGUCUAGCCAUAAAUUCUGUUACAAAAUUAAUAAAGUUUUAUAUACUUAAUAAAGGGACUAAUAACGAAUAAAAAAUGCCCAAUAAUUAUUCAAUUUUGUUAGCCCCCCACUUUAAUAUGUGCCUUAGUUUUAAGGAACAAGCGAGAAGGGCCUAAUUUGCGCACCAUCUUUUAUAGAAAUAUGACAUUUUAAUUCUAAAAUUUUUUAUUCAGUCAACCAAAAUAUAUACGAUUUCAAUUUCCAAUGCUUCCUUAAUUAUCUGAAUAAAGAUGUAUGAAAGCGCCAGAUGUAGUUAACAAAGUGCUGCAAGACUGUCAUCCUGUGUAUUUUACGAUUUUGGGAGUAGAUCCAGAUAAAAGAUUCACUGGGCCCAAUUUUUGCGAAAAAGUGAUCCAUUUUAGUGAAUACACAUGCCCGAGUGUAACAACUUACCGUAUUAGAUGCUUAAGUUUACCCUAUUUGUAGCACCGUAUUCCAGGAUAUAAAAUUGACCUUAGGUCAUACCUAGAAGACAGUUUUGUCUUCUAGGUUUGGGGAGUAGGAGUUUUGAAACUUGAAUAUGAAUAAAUUUUCCACGGUUAUUGAGGCAAUAGGGAAUAUUACGCGAAACUCUGCGUAGGGGGCGCCAUGGAGCCACUACCACAAUCUGAGGGUCUAUCGUGAAACAAGAACAUUUCUUUAUCUAACAUCUCUGUCACUCUUGCAUAUUCGAGCAAUAAAGAGGCAGAUAGCGAAUUUUCGGAUUCGAGUUUACCGGUAGGUCCUCUGUAAGCAAACCGCCUUGAUGCAUCAAUGUCAUAUUUUAUUAUCUCUGAAAACUUGUCAAAAACCUGUUAAAGGUACAGUAUGUAUAAGUUACUCGAUGGUUUACUAAAAAGGCUAGUCCUGCACUCUGGUGGCAGAACAUUGCAGUAAUAUCCCCUAUUAACUGACUCUCGUGCACGCUAAUGUUUGAUCCUCUGGAUAAAAAAAAUGUUAACAAGGCCUGCUCUACGCGAUACAUAAAAAAUAGUUUGUUACAAAAAUUAUUCAAAGCUAUGGGGUCGAAAUUCCUGUCGGAGGUGGUGAAAAAGGCGUGCGUAUUUUUGAGGCACGGCGCUGCUUCAUUAAAAAGCACGUAAAUACGCAAGAGAUGACAAAAUCUAAUAAUCAUUAUGUUUUGUAAAUUCGUCAUUAGUCUAUUCGUCCAUUAUUCGUUCGUUAGUUCGUCGUCUAUUUGAUAUAUAAAAUUUGUUUUAAUGACUUUAAAAUUUAUAGUUAUUUGUUGUGUAAUUUACGUUGUAACGGAAUUUAUGGCUAGACUAGGUAGAGCCAAAUAAAAUAUAAAUUAUUUUAUUCCGCAUUGUUUAUGCAUGGUAGAGAUUGUAUGCUAUGUUGCUGGAUAUUAAUAUGCUGCCGUAUAACUUAUGAAUAUGUUGUGAACAUGAACUUUGGGGGUCUUUGAUGUUUAAGCUUUAUCGAAAUGUUAGUAUAAUAUGCCCUAUUCAAUUUAAUGAACUAAAGUAUUUUCUAAACAA